UGCCAAUCAGUCAUUUUGCCGCCGAAGUUUCCAUGUAUUUUGCUUAAACUUUUCAAGUUUGGCUCAUUGGCUGGUUGCCAUGGUUGCCUUGUUGAGUUGAGCCCCACCUCUCGUCUCGCUUGCAGAGUUGCAGGACAACUCAGCACGGGAGUUUUGCCCUGUGCCAGCUUCCGCUUCCGGGCCGCCUCGGCCUCUCCCGGAGCCCGGGAAGAACGGGGGUUUCUUUUCUUUUCGCAUUCACCGCCGUAGCAACGGCCGUCGCCGCCGUGGGCGUGAUAAGAUGAAUGAGGAGGUGGUGUCCGCCGGCUCACCGCUGAAGGCCUCCUCCUCGCCCCCACCGUUGUGCUCCUUCGGAAUAUGGUCGGAUCAGCGUAAGUCCCCUAGAUUGCCUUGGUGGAAGCAGCAGUUCAUCUCUGAGUCGGAGGAGGACGACGACGAGGUGAUGCCGCCGGCGUCACACGUGGUGGAGGACAGCGACGAGGGGGAGGAGGAAGAGGACGAUGAUGAUGAUGAUGAUGAUGAUGAGAAGGUGGUGCCGCCGCCGACGCCGACGCCGCCGCCGCCGCAGGCUCCAGAAGAAGAAGAAGAAGAAGCUCGAGCACUGCGGCGGAGCCUGCUGAGCCUGAUCCACAUCGACUACAUCGAGGCCAUCCGGCGGCUCCCCGCCGCCGACCUCCGGACCGCGCUCGCGCGGGGCGUCCUCGUCGGCGGCCACUGCUACGGGCCCCUCCACCACCCCGCCGACAACAUCCUCCUCAACUCCAUCUGGUACGCCGCCGCGUUCCCCCUCCACGCCGACGACCGGAUCGACGUCGCCGUCAUCACCGCCAACUCCCUAAGCCGCGCCGUGCAGCGCUCCCUCGACGGGCUCGUCGCCUCCCUGCGCCACCGCCGCCCCGACCUCUCCCGCGACGACGCGCUCCGGCACCUCCGCGCCGACCUCCGCGCCGCCGUCGCAUCCGCACGCGGCUCUCCACCACCACCACUACCCGCGGAAUCGGACUCGGAGGCUGAAGCCGCCGCGUAUCGGGCGGCUCAGCACCCAAAACCUGCUGCUCUGGCUCACUUCUUGGCCACCGUGCUGCCCGCCGUGGUGACCGACGCGGCGUCGGUGCUCGCCGGCAAGCCCAGCCUCUCCUCAUCCGACAUCGCGCGCGUCUCCGCCAUGCUGGCGCCUUCACCGCUACCAGAUGAGCCGCCACAGCCUCCUCUCCGAGAGCGGAGUCCAAAGAUCAUCCGGAUCAUCAAUGACAGGAGGAACAACCUCAGAGGCUGGUACAAGAUCCUGCUCCAAUUGGCGAAUGCAGCGCUGCGCAAGUAUGCCCAGCAAACUGGGGAAGAAUAUGAGCUUCAUACCAUCUAUGGUGAAACCUUCCUCAAGGAUCGCAACGAGCGUGCUGAGUAUAUCCACAUCAAUUUCAUGGCUUCUCCCUCCAGCUGCCAGUGCCUGCAAGCUUCUCCAGUCUGCUUCUUUGCUGAAGUUCUUCGUCCACCACGCUUUAAGUAUCAUGAAGCCGACAUCACUUUGUGCUGCAUAGUGCGACCGUCGCCAAAUGAUGCCGAUAGUUGCCAUGGUUGUCUUAUCGAGAACCACAGAAUUGAUCACCCGGAAGCUGGCAUGCGUUUUUGUGGGAAGAAGCAUAGCAAGAUGGAUCCAAAUGGCUAUGGCCAUGGCUGGGAUUGGCCAAGCAUAGCUGACGUCGAAUACAGGUUUUUUGAUCCUGACAAGGACGUCGGACUUGUUGAGUACUUGGAUGGAGUUAUAACCGAUAUCAAAGCACGUAUCAGAGACCUAUCUAUCAGGGAUGAAGACGACAGUGACGAGGACAGUAGCGAUGAUGAUAUCUCCGGCUAUUCCAUGAGAUUUGUCUGAUGUUGUGAUGCUCUAACUUGCAGUACUAUUCUUCACCUACAACUUUCUCGAACAGUUAUUUACUUACGUAUAAAUGUUUGAAACUACAGAGCUAGCUUAACGUUGGUGUUAUUAUUCUGAAAUAUUCUGUGGCAAGUAUGACAUAAUGCACGAUUGGUAGUUUUGGUUGUUUAGUGUAACUUUUGCAAAUCGUAUGUUGGCAAACGAGACCCAAGAUUCGGAGGCUGAAGCCCCGCGUUUCGGGCGGCUGCCGAGGCGGCUCAACACCCAAAACCUGCUGCCAUGGCGCACUUCUUGGCCACCGUGGAGCGCGACGCGGUGUCGGUGGUCGCCGGCAACAGCGUGCUCUCCUCGGCCAACAUUGCGCGCCUCUCCGCCAUGCUGGCACCUUCGCCGCUACCGGAUGAUCCGCCGCAGCCUCCUCUCCGGGAGCGGAGACCAAAGAUCAUCAGAAUCAUCAAUGACAGGAGGAACAACAUCAGGAGAUGCUACAAGGGCUUGCUUGAGAUGGCAGAUGCCGCGCUGCGCAAGUAUGCACACCAAACCGGGGAACAAUAUGAACUUCACACCAUCUAUGGCGAGACCUUCCGUAAGGAUUAUGAGGAGUUCCAUGUGUAUGUCCAUAUGAACUUCAUGGCUUCUUCGUCUAGCUACAAGGCCCUGCAGGCUCCUCAACCUGUCUGCUUCUUUGCUGAAGCGCUUCGCCCGCCUCGCCCUGGCUAUCAUGAAGACGACAUCACCUUGUGUUCCAUUGUGCAACCAUCACCAACUGACAUCGAUAGUUGCCAUGGUUCUCUUGCAAAUAACCACAGAAUUGAUCAUCCGGAGGCUGGCAUGCACUUCGUUGGGAAGCACAACAAGAUGGAUGGAAGUGACUAUGACUGGGAUUGGCCACACACAGCUGAUGUCUAUUACAGGUUUUUUGAUCCUGACAGGGAUGUUGGCCUUGUGGAGCACUUGUAUAAAGUUAUAACCCGUUUUAGUGCCCUGUAUGGCGGAUCCACGGAUGAAGAUGACAAUGAAGAUAUCACUCGUUAAUCCA
Molecule: messenger RNA, 2915 nt
Organism: Oryza sativa Japonica Group (Japanese rice)
Lineage: Eukaryota; Viridiplantae; Streptophyta; Magnoliopsida; Poales; Poaceae
Source: RefSeq, a predicted model, not a curated record